AUGGCGAUGUACCCCGCAGUGAACCCCGAAAAAGUGAACUUUUGGUUGAUGCUUGCGCUGCACCCCGCGUUGGACCUGAAUGGGGUGAACCCCUGGGGCACCCAGUCGAAAUAAAGAUUUUUUUUUGAGCUACUGUAACAGCUUAGGACGAAUCUGUAGACAAUGAUGAUAUUGGUAAACGGGCCAUUUCGAAAUCGUGUACGGAAAUAUUACCUUAACAGGCAUUUAGAGCUAAACGGGGUGCACCCCUGGUUACACCGCGGGGUGAAACGAGAGUUCGACGCGACGUGCACCGCAACUUUUGUUAGAGCCAUUAACACCAUUUUCUACAGUUUCCUCAUAGGCUGUUACGGUAGCUCAAAGUAACUUUUAAUUUCCGACCGGUAACCCCAGGGGUGCGCGCCAUCCAGGUCCAACGCGGGGUGCACCGAAAACAUCACGGUUCACUUUUUCGGGGUUCACAUUCAUUUUUGUUAAAGAUUUCCUAGCUUGUCAAAUUCACUCUAACUUAUAAAACAAGAGAGACAUUUUACAGUACGCCACCGUUAUCAAAAUAUUCUUGGUAAUUUUCACCUUAUCUGGCUACAUCCUGAUACUGUGGAGCGUGAACCGGCAAAAGUCGGCGAUGACGGCUUCGGCGACAAAGAAAGAAAGUCACAAGAACAUUGUCCUACAAGCGCUGCCAAUAUCCAUCUAUUCUUUUGUGAGUUUCAAGAUCAAUUUCAAAUCGAAGCUUAAUUUACAGAUUUUGAUGCUUUAUGACAUAAUCUUACUGUUGACUACCGUCGACUUUUCCGGAGGACUCAUGAGAUUUUCUUACAUUAUCCUGUCCGUUUUGUCAGGUUGAAAAAAUUGACUUGAAGACCUGAAUUUCCAUAAAAAGAAGUUUCAGGUUAUGUCGUGCCUUUUUCAUUCAUUAUUGGGAACCCGAGGAAACGGAAAAUCUUCACUUCAUUUAGCUUCAGGGAUUGCUUCAAAUCGAAUAAAGUUUGGGCGAAAAGAUCCACCGAAACUCCUGAUUUCACUAAAAGUUGAAUAAAGUAUGAUUUUCUCACCAGGGAAUGGUCUAGGACCGCAGUGGACUUCUGAAUGAGACCAAUUUUACUAGAUAUUGUUUUUCACGCUGAUUCCAAAUCUGCUUUCAAAAGUUGCCCAAUACGUCUGUGAAAGAAGUUAUGGACGAUCAAAAGUCGAAAAUUUCAGUGUGGUUAGAGUGUGAGAUAUGAAAAAAAUUUCAGGUCCACUUUUCAGGAAUACAGAAGUUCGAACUCAUUUUUUAAAAGCUCCUUUUUCCUACUUUUGCUCUCUGAUUUCUUGGAAAGGCACUGAAAAACUAUUUCCAUUUUCUACAAGCCCUAAUCUCACGCGCAAGACUCUCCUUAACACAUAAGCCUAUUAUUACGCAAAAAUCAAGAUUCAAAGAUUCGAGAAGCUUUUUUUUGACAAAUUUCGACUUUCUCGUACUCCAGAUACAAUGCUAACAUGUAAUUGCUGAACUCACUUAAUGAUAUGUUAGAAAGUUUCCGAACAAAACUUCAAGCCAACAGAAAUACUCCAAUAGAAUAUGGUUGCAGCUGAAACUGUCCUUUACAUCGUUUUCAUUCUCAUGGUUUUAAGUCCAGUUAUACUACUUCCCGCGGUUCAUGCGGUCUUCAUAUUCAUUUUGAUCAAGUGCUAUGAUGAAGAUAAAAAGGUGGGACUGACAAGAAAGGCAAUUUUACUCCGUGAUUUGAAAUAUCCGAAAAAAAAAUCCGACAGAAGAAGAUACUGAAGAAAUCAAUCUGUUUUUCCAUGUAAUUUAUGUAAACUUUCAAAAUAUUGAUUCCCAUCUCUCCAAAUCGCCUGGAAACUUUUUUUCCCGAGUAAGUUUAUGUCUCAAUCUGCACAACUUCCUGUUUUUUUCGAGAAAACAACAACUUAAAGUCAAGAAAAACCAUUAAGAUCGAUUAAAAUAAGUUUUUUGAGGUGGGGGGGGGCUCCCACACCAAUAUCAAUUGAAGCCUAUUUUUCCAAAAAUUUUAGAAAUCGUGCAGAUUAGGGCUAUCAAAAUCUUCUCUCGGAAAAGCUUCAAGAGACUUUCUGGCCGAUUGAAAAAACCCUAACCACAACGUAAAAUAACUUUCCUCGUGAGGCUCAAGUUAAAUAAUAUUUGGGAAGUUUCACAAUUUCCUAAUAGUCAAGCAAAACUAUAAACAAGAUUUCAUUCAUCUGAGUUUUUCUCUCUUCUUUCCAUGAAAUGAUCGUAAAUGAUCAAAAAUGAAAAAUUAGAACUUUUUCAGCUCGACUAUUAUAUCGCUGUACCUUGUAUGGAACUGGUCACAUUUAUCGGUGUGACAGGCCCGUUUUUCGGAUUUCUGAGUAAUAGACUACAAGAAGACAUUCAAGGCAAAAUCGGAAUAUAUUUCGGCAUUUAUUUCCUAUUCACCAUGUCCUGCCCGAAUAUUCUUGUGUAUUUGGACGCUGUUUUAUGUCUUCACCGUCUUUUCAGCUUUUUCGGGAUAGCUUCAUGGUUUUGUGAACAUUUCAAGUGGUGAGUUAAAAUUGUUUUUCAGAUUUUAAGGCUGCCGUUGGAGGUAUUUAAAAAGUGCUAGCAUCUCUCUCACAAGAUUCUGAGAUUUUAAGUGAAGCUAAAGUAUCGAAUUUCAGGAUAAUGGUUAUUACAAUCAUAUUAUCUAUCCCACAAUCUAUUAUCACUGUUUAUUAUUAUCUGCAAGCAUCGGAACCGCAAACUAUUCCACCAGGCUCAAUUUUAGCGCAUCUAGAAUCACUAUUUCUGGUGAGACAUUUUGCUUUUCAGGACAGAAAUUAUAGACUACUGUCAUGAUUUUUUAAAGUUCAAAAAGUUACCAAACUCUAUAGUCCGUCCGGCACGACUUGACAGUUUUCAAGUGUCUGCGUCUCUCUGUUCCCUUACCGGCGAGGUCAGAGAAACAUGGAAACAGCACGUAACAUGAGAGGGACGUCGAGAGAUAAGGAGGGCGCAGAGAAGCCCCUUCCAAGUCACGAAAAAGGACUAUACAGUUACGCACAGAGUCUCAAUUUCGAUGGUAUUGUCACAAAAAAGGAAGUUUCCCUUUUCAGUUCGCCAGCAUCAUCAAGAUCAUCUUAGUGAUUUUCACCCUAUCCGGCUAUAUUUUGAUACUCUGGCGCGUAAACCGGGAAAAGUCGGCGAUGACCACCUCGAUUGCAAAAAGAGAAAGCCACAAGACCAUAAUCCUACAAGCUUUACCGAUUUCCAUUUAUUCUUUUGUGAGUUCCAAGUUCGAUACCGGGAUGGUGUUUUUUAAAUUCCAGGUACUGAUUAUCUACGAUAUAAUAUUACUCUUUGCUCUUCUUGACUUCAUGGAUGAUCUGGUGAGAUUUUUUCACGUCAUGAUCGCUGUUCUAUCAGGUUGGAGUCAAUUAAAUUUUUAAUUAAAAGGCUUUUUCAGGUAAUGUUGUCCCAUUCUCAUUCAUUAUUGGAAACCCGAAAAAGAGGAAAAUCUUCACUUCAUUUAACUUCAAGGAGUGCUUCAAGUCGAUCAAAAUUCGAUAUAAGAGAAAUUCUCAAACUCCAGUGAAUGUAAUUCAAUGAAAGUUUCGAAGAAUGGUGUUUUUGUUAUUUCACAUCAUUAAAAAUAAAGCUACGGCAAAAAAAAAUGCUAUGAGCGAAUAAAGAUAUUUCAUGGAAAAGCUCUUCAAAGUAAUUUAAUUGCAUAUCGCUCUUGAUGAUAUGUUAGCCUCUCCCAGACUUUCGGAACAAAUUUUCUAAGAGAACAGGAACCUUUCGUAACCAAAAUGGAGGUGAAUUUUCUUGGCUACCUCACGCUUUACAUUAUCCUAAUCCAUGUGAUUUUUCUCCCAACGGUUCAUGCGACCUUCAUAUUCAUUCUGAUAAAAUGCUACGAUGAAGAUAAAAAGGUUGGAUGGGAAAUUUAAGUUGAACUCCUGUAGACUUCAAACUAAGCCUCUAAAUAAUUAAAAUAGUAGUUUACAGCUCGAUUACUACAUCGCCGUCCCAUGGAUGGAAAUCUUCACAUUUAUCGCUAUUACCUCCCCGCUUGCCAUAGUACUGCAAUCUUAUUUUUCCGAAGGUCAGGGGGCUUACAUUUUCAUAGGCGCCUAUUGCACGUUCACAUUUUGUUGUCCUCAUAUUUUACUAUUCAUCGACGCUAUUUUAUGUCUACACCGUCUUUUCAGCUUCUUCCAAGUAGCUCCAUGGUUUUGCAGAAACUUUAAGUGGUAUGUUCAUUAGGCGGUCCUGUAAAAAUCCUGCUGAUGAUCUCAGAAUGACUAUCUAAAAAUGUGUUAAAGUUGCGUACAAAACAGCUUUUAGGGUCAUGAUUUUACUUUGCGGUUUAGAAUUUUCCACAAGUUUGCUCAAAGACUGAAGGUCUAGAUGAAGAUUCAUCAUAGUCGCUAUAGUCAAUGUUUCCCGACUUGAAAGGCGAGGGAGGCGGGGCAGGGGGCGGGACGCGUAGCGUGUGCGUUCGCGGUUCUUGGCACGAGUUCAAUUUAACCGCCAGCGAGCAUUUAGAGAGCUUAUUUAUCGCUCUUUUUCACUUUUUUUAAAAUUAUUUAUUGAUUAUGUUCAGGCAUGCAUCAAAGAAUAGUAGAAAAAACAAAAAAAAAGCGGUUGCCCAGCUUUUUGAAUAGUCGGCGGCGAUUGAAUUGAACUGGCGUCAAGAACCGCGAACGCACACGCUACGCGUCCCGCCCCUUGCCCCGCCUCCCUCGCCUUUCAAGUCGGGAAACAUUGACUAUAGAAGGUGGAUCAGGUACUGACUAUGAGGGAUCUUCUUCUGAACCUUCGGAGAGUCUUUGGGAAAAUUUUUAGAGACUUCUGAACCGUAAACUAAAAUGACUUCCCUUGUCCGCCCGUACAAAUCCUCCAUUAAGUCAUGUAACUUCAAAAUGAAACUAUAAAAAACCUUUUUCAGGCCAUUGGCUAUCGCGAUUAUAGUAUCCAUCCCACUAUCUUUCAUACUCGUUGCUUAUGUCUUAAAUACAUCAAAAGCAAAAGAAGACAACUCAGAUGGAUAUAAAUCGUACCUAGGAGCGGCAUAUGUGGUACAGUCUGUUCAGAUUUUGAAUGUCAAGCUGCAAACUCCGCCCCCAACAACGCUCUGUAUAUACUCACUCUAUAUAUGCUCGUUCUCUGAUUGGUUUAAUCUACGAGUAAGGGGCGGAGUUUGACCGAUGACUUGACACUCAAAAUCUGAACAGUCUAAUUUAAGAAAACUCAAAUUCUAACAACUCUAACGAAAAAAUCUCCUUUCAGCUCGCGGUGAUUAUCAAAAUCAUACUAACGAUUUUCACACUGUUCGGCUAUACUCUGAUACUUUGGAGCGUAAACCGGCAAAAGUCGGCGAUGACAACGUCAGCAUCGAAAAACGGAAAACAUGAGACAAUCGUCCUGCAGGCUUUGCCCAUCGCCGUGUACUCUUUGGUAAUUUCAAGUUCAAAAUUCGGAAUAAUGCAGUACCUUGUAGCUUUUCCUACUUUUCGACCUUUUCAUCAAAAUCUUCACUGUGAACAAUGUGAUAGGAGAGCUGAUGUCUGCAUUUUAUAUGUUCUUCCUCUUUCUUUCAGGUUGGAAACUGAAGCUCCACUAAUUAAAAAAAUUGAGGUUACGUCGUACCUUUCUCAUUUAUUAUUGGGAACCCGAAAAAACGAAAAAUCUUCACUUCGUUCACUUUCCGGGGUUGCUUCAAAUCCAAUAAGAUUUGGGAUAAAAUAACUUCGAAGGCUUCCACACAAACUGUUGAAUAAACUUUUUUAACCUCUGAUAUCAGUGAGAAUGGGAAUUGAAAGAAAAGUAUUUUUCUGCAAACGCAAUUACAAGAUUGUAACAUGUAUUUUGAACUAUCCUUUGAUUACACGUUGAAAAUGCUCUCAAACGCUCAAAACUUCCAUCGAAAAGGAAGCAUUCCGAACGGAUGGCUCUACUAGACUCCCUCUUGGUCAAUUUCAUAGUGUUUCAAGUUUUUUUCCUCCCUGCAGUUCAUGUCAUCUUCAUAUUCAUUCUGAUGAAAUGCUUCAAGGAGGACAAAAAAGUAGGUUUUAACAAGUCGCUUUUUCUUCAAGCUUAGGACUUUCAAAGACCUUUUUCAGCUCGACUAUUACAUUGCGGUACCUUGUAUGGAAAUCGCGACAUUACUCGGUGUCUCCGGCCCAUUCGUGGUAUUACUGAGCGAUACGGUCAAACGAAAUACGGAGCCUGAUCCUCUCGCCAUCACUUAUUUUCAAUUCACCCUGUGUUGCCCACAUAUUCUAGUUGUUAUAGACGCUGUUUUGUGUCUUCAUCGUCUUUGCAGCUUUUUCCAGAUCGCCCCAUGGUUUUGUAAACACUUCAAAUGGUAAAUUUCGUCUCCCCUUAAGUUUCUGGAAAAAUUUUUAGUGGGCUCUAUAGUAAUCAAAUGAGUGGCCACUCAAGAGUUUAAAAAUUAAUGGCCACUAUAGAGGUCCAAGUGCUACUACUAGACCACAAAAAAUUUUAGUGGCCACUUUAGGGGUCAAUGGAUCAACAUAACUGGUCCAAUCUGUUUUUUUUUAAAUAUCAGAGUUACUGAGAGAAAUACUGGAUGAAAAACUACUGAAGUGGCCACUAAAUAGAGAACCUUUAUAGUGGCCACUAUAGAGGUGGGUUUAGCGGCCACUUCAGUGUCCUCUCCAAGUAGUCCUUGGCGAGCCUCUAUAGUGAGCACUAGAAAUUUUCCUCGUUGAGCUAAAAUCAACCUGAGGCAACAUUAUUACUUUUAAAUUGAGGACUUCGUGUCGCGGCAUGGAAGUCUUCAAUUUAAGGUUAACCUAAAAAAAAAAUCACAGGAACCUAAAAAUGCUUCAAAUCAGCUUAAUUUUGAGUUACUUCCAUAAAUGGGCAAUUAUAGAGCUUAGUCAGGCCAGGAGGAGAGGUUGCCUUACAAAAUUUUUUGAAAAAGUUAUUUUCAACCUCCAGGAGGUGUUUCCGGCCACAAUGAUACAACUUUCAACCUCGUGAAGAUAGUAUUAUUUUUCAUUAAGGUAAACUUGGAUGAGGGGCGGGGGGGGCGGUCGGCGACUUUCAAAAAUGGUCUGCCCUAUCGGACAUUGGUAACGCGACAUGAACGCGAAUCGAACGUUCCGGAGCAUUUCUAGUGACCACUUUAGUAGCGUCAGCACUCUUAAGUGAUCCCUAGAAUUGCACAGAAACGCGUUACCAAUGUCCGAGAAUGUAUGUCCAUUCCCCAUGCAACUAUUAAAUUCAAAAAUGUCAUAUUUCAGGCCAUUGGCUGGUGUAAUUAUAAUAUCAGUUCCUUACUCUUAUAUUAUUGUAUACUAUGUACUUAAAUUAUGGGACCGGCUGAUACUAACUUAUUAUGUCACAGCAGAAACUCAAUACACGGUGAGGAAAAGUUCAAACCUUCUAUUAAAAAAAUGAAUCCGAUUCUACUUUCUCUAUAGUUCAAUGAAAAAAGCUCUUCGAGAACCAAGAAAAUCCGAAAAACUCUGACGUUCAGUUCGCUAUCACCAUCAAAAUAUUCUUGCUAAUUUUUACCUUGUCCGGCUACAUUCUGAUUCUCCUGAGCGUGAACCGGGAAAAGUCGGCGAUGACAACCUCGGCCUCGAAAAAAGAGAGUCACAAGACGAUCGUCCUUCAGGCCUUGCCCAUCGCCAUAUUUUCUUUCGUGAGUUUUCCAUCUGAAAAAUCGAAAUAAAUAUAAAAUAUUCAGAUCUUCUUUUUCUAUGAACGUCUGGUCAGUCUCUCUACUUUCAAUGAAAUCUCCAAAGUGAUAAUAUUUAUCUCUCACAGCGCCGCCUUUUUUCUGUCCGGUUUGGAAACACGCAAUUUUUUUUCAGAACGAAUAUUUCAGGUUAUGUCGUACCCUUCUCAUUCAUUAUUGGGAACCCGAAGAAGCGGAGAAUUUUCACUUCGUUCAGUUUCCGGGAUUGCUUCCGAUCUAACAAAAUACGUAACUCAGCAACUGUACAGGCUUCAUGA
Caenorhabditis auriculariae is the source of this 7960-nucleotide messenger RNA. Lineage: Eukaryota; Metazoa; Nematoda; Chromadorea; Rhabditida; Rhabditidae. The record is from the annotation of a GenBank genome assembly.